Messenger RNA from Ambispora leptoticha, 393 nucleotides. NCBI's taxonomy places the organism in Eukaryota, Fungi, Glomeromycota, Glomeromycetes, Archaeosporales, Ambisporaceae. The record is from the annotation of a GenBank genome assembly.
AUGACUACUACUUUCCUUACCGCUCCCAAAAUUCACGAAAUUGGACUAGCAGAAGUUAAAACUAUUCACGAAAGAAUGGAUAAACUUUUAAAAUCUGCUGGUUUUGUUGGAACUCGGCAAGAAUACGCGCAAAAACUUCACCGCGAACCAGAAUAUUUUUAUACCAAAAGAGAAGAAAUAAUUCAAGGUUAUCAAAAACUCGCUGAAAAAAUUGAACCUAAUUUAUCCUUGCUUUUUGAGAAAAUUCCACAACUGGGCUACAAAAUAGAACCCGUGCCAGAACAUUCCGAAAAAUCUAACCCGGCGGCCUAUUAUGUACCAGGGACCAUCUCUACCCAAAGACCGGGGAUUUUUUUUGCUAAUACUUAUCAGCCUGAAAAGCGCCCCAAAUGA